This is a messenger RNA of Lytechinus pictus (painted urchin), 3737 nucleotides long. RefSeq names its product protein FosB-like. Gene Ontology annotation, molecular function: RNA polymerase II cis-regulatory region sequence-specific DNA binding; DNA-binding transcription factor activity, RNA polymerase II-specific. NCBI's taxonomy places the organism in Eukaryota, Metazoa, Echinodermata, Echinoidea, Temnopleuroida, Toxopneustidae. The coding region runs from base 608 to 1534 and encodes 308 amino acids. The transcript has 4 exons. Gene Ontology annotation, biological process: regulation of transcription by RNA polymerase II. The record is from RefSeq and is a predicted model, not a curated record. Gene Ontology annotation, cellular component: nucleus.
UGCCUCGUUCUUGGCGUCACCCGUUGCAGACUCUUGGCCCCGUCACUGUCAUGAACUUCCGUUAAGUUUCCUUCUCCUCGUGAGGGGGCAUCUUUACAGUCUUAAAUCUACAGACCCUUUCCUUUUCUUACCAAACUUGAACAAUCCACCUCUCAAAUAAAUGCAUCAUUCAAAAAUUGGAGAGGCAUGUUUGCGAUGAAUCUCGAAGAAGUCUGGCAAAUGCUCAACUUUACACCAAUCUCUUGUAAAGCGAUAUGCUAGUCCCUGAUGUGACUUCCGCUUGUAGAGUCUGUGUUGCUAUUCUACUAACACUGACUUGGAAUUCACCAAAAAUCCUGAGCUUGCGGCUCACAUGGUUAGUUCAGCCAACGCUCUCGAACAGGUCGUUCCUCCCCCUCGCCGGUGUGAGAGGGUACAGAGCAGGACACAUCCCCAAACCGCAUUGCCUUUUUUUUCUUCGUAUUCAUUUACUUCGGGAUUAUUUUAGAGGAAUUUAAAGGAUUUAUAUCUCCAUUAUCUUUUGAUCAUUUCUCGUUCUUCUACUACAUUUUGGGCGGAUUUUCUUUGUCAGCUGAAGGCUUUUGGGCUAAGGAUUAGGUGAGCUAACAUGUAUCACCGGGCUAUUAUGUACCCAUCGGCCAAGCUCGUCAAGGUGGAAGCAGAUUAUACCGCCUCUGAAGACAUCAUGGAUAUCUCAAGCUAUGCACCAACAAUGAGCAACCAAGUCACCUCCCUGCCUAAUGCCAUCCCGACUUCGGUCAUCACCCCAACCACCUCACUGACUGGAGGAUCUUGGCUUGAACAUCCCAACAACAUACACGGAGGUAGCUUCGUGCCCCCUUCUGUAUCAUCCCACAAUGGUUACCACACCCCUGCUGUGGUGCGAGGUGGUAUAGGGGGUCAACAUCCCCACCAUCCCCACCAGAGGAUCGCCAGGGAGAGGGGCGAUAUGGACAUGUACAGGAUGUCCCCUUCCUCAGGCCCCCGCAGAAGGAUGAGGGAUGACGAUGUAAGUAGAAAUUUAACACCCGAUGAACGUGAAAAGAGAAGGGUUCGUCGAGAGAGGAACAAACUAGCUGCUGCCAAGUGUAGACAGCGACGGGUCGAUCAUACCAACACAUUAAUCAAUGAAACGGAGGACUGGGAAGAAAAGAACGCCACUCUAGAACAAGAGAUCUCUAAACUUCAGCAGCAGAAAGAACAACUGGAGUUCAUCCUGGAGGCCCAUAAGGCUAUGUGCCGUAAGAACAAGGUUAACAAGGAGACAGCUACUACAGCCUCCUGUACCACCACUACCACCUGUCGCGCCAAUACCGUGGCAAGCCUGGAUACGCCCACUACCGAAGUUGUGACACCUACUAGACUCUUCAACUUCGUUGGCUUGUCCGAGGGGGUCAUGGACGGCACCAAUCACUCUUCAUCUGGUUCGUCUUCGUGUGGACGUGAAGCCAUGUCAAUCAAAUCAGAAAACAGCAGCAGUGGUAGUGAUAUGUCCAGCCCCGAGUCCACCCGCCGAACCCUUAUUCAACUCUAAUAGUGUGCUAUUAUCAGAACUUGACGCUAAUGUUUAAAACAUAAUCCAUGAAGAGGAAUUUAUAAUUGUAAAUCACGUCAGUUUCUCAUUCAUAACAAAUUUAAAUUCUAAGUUUGUUUUAAAAAAUCAUGUAAAACGAAAAACUUCAAGAUAUGUUUCAAUUUAUCAUUUUCAUUUGGUUGAAACUACAUAGCAAAAAAUACUAUUAUAUCAUAUUAUACUUAUUAAACUACAUGGACUAAUGCAAUACAUAACCCUUUUAUUUUGCAAAUGAUAAUUAUUACGUGAAUGUGUCACUAAAAUUACUUUGACAUGUUUCUCGAUAUUGCCGGCUGUCACCUGAUUUUUAUUUAAAAUCGUGUGAGAAGAAAUAUAAUAGGAGAGAACGUACAUAUUCAUGAAUACAUGUAUGUGUUUUUUGAAGUGUUACAAAAUCUUUCAUUCAAUGCUUCCAUUUUUUUACUCUUUUAUUAUCUCUUUUACAAUAAAAUUAUUGGCUCAAUUGUAUUCAUCUUGAAAGAAAAGAAAAACGAGAAAAAUAUAAAGUUUUCAAAACUUUUCAUAAUAAGUUAUGAAUCAGGUUUUCUUUUAUAUAACGUUUGUAUUCUUAGUCUAUAUGAUUAUUUGAUGUAAAAAGAUGGACAUUUCUUGUUUUUUAGAACAUGAACUUGUAGAUAUGUUAUGCUGCCUCGUUUUAGAAUGAUGACAUAUGUUUUCCUCUACGUUACAUUCUUGUCAACAAUAUUGAAGUAUUUAUAUUCGCGUGCAAUAUCGUAGUGUUAUCUUAUAUACCUGUUAGUUGAUAACUAAACAAACGUCUGGCAAUACAGUUAACGAAGAGAUUGGGGAGUUUCACGUGAUAUAAUUAUUGAACAAAAGAAAAAGCAAAAUUAAAAUCAAUCUGGGAUGUAGAAUAUGCUUUGCAUCGUUCCUUUGAAUUUGCUCUGUAUAGCCUGUGAAAUGAAGAAGCUGAUUUUAUUUUUCUUAUUAUAUUACAGAGCAAAGGGAUGUCACUGUCUAUAUUUAGGCGGGAAAACAUGAGUCACAAAUUACUCAUCUUCUAUGCACUGCCUACGCAACUUUCUGACUUCGUUCUACAUAUAACCAAACAUGUAUUUCAAUCUGAUAUUGAAGAUAGUGAAACUUCCAUAAUAAAAAUCAAAUUCUACGUAGAAGUUCAAAUCUCCUGACUUUUCAAAUUAACUUAUUCAAAGUUUUUAAAUAAGAACUUUUUCCUGGUCAAUUAUUUUUAAAAUAAUAUAUUGACCUCCAUAGUGAUGUUCGCCUGACGGAUAAUAUAUUACCAACUUUAAUAAUUUCAUCAUUGUUUACUCUGGACUUGCCAAACUAAAACAAUAGCAUUUUCGAAUCUGAAUUAUUUUGUACAUAUUCGUUUCCUUGUGUAGCCAAUUUGCUGGUUAUUUCUUCUAACAGUGAUAAUUAAGAUCGCUUGUAAGUAUUUAUUUUCAGAGAUAUUUAUUUAUUUAUGAUUUCGAGAGAAUACGGAUUCUGAAAGGCUGUUAUAUUGUAUACAGUAUUCCAUUAUUGUUGGAUAUACGAAGGACUUUAAGUGAAUGUUUGGAGUAUGAACAUGUAUUGCAAUACGUUGAUUUAUGUACAGUCGUUACGAUUAAUAGCUCAAAUAGUAUUCAAAAUGAUUUAUUUUAUUCUAUUGUGAGAUGUUUCAGUUCGGGUAUAAGAUUUACUUGUUAAUGUUACACGAUAGAUAGUAUUUCAACUUGUGAUUAAGAUGUAAAUAUGGAAAGAAAUGUUGAAAAUAAGUGAGGAGGAAAAGAAAAAGAGAAAGCCAGGGAAGUAGCUGAGAAUUCUGCUUGUGUGUGAGAGAUGAGAUAUAAGCACUGCCAUUUUGAAAUAUGUAAUGAUGACUAUAAACACGCUAUUUGUUUAUUUGUGUCUAAUAUGAAAGGUUCUAAGAUGAUUGUAAAUUAAUUUGUCAUUUUACAUACUCGUUUGCCUAGAGCGCCUACUCAAACGCAUGAGAGUUCAAAAGCUUACUGAAAUCGCCUUUUCGGUGUUAACUUUUUGUAAACUGUGAAUUAUUGACCGUUUUCCGUAAGUUCGAACAGUUGUAUAAAAAGAAUUGUCUGUAAUUGUAGUUUGUACUCCUGUAUACAGAUUUGUGACGGUUUCAAGGUGUAGUAGUGUACAAAUAUAAAGUGCUACUGUGUGUAUUUUAAAUUUC